UCUCUUGUCUUCUACUUUUUAACUUUCUUUUGUAAUCCCUUGUCUGAAAAGGAAAUGGAUCAUGUAAGUUCAAGUGAUUUACUUCUUGAUGAUCUUCUUGAAGAUUACUGGUUCUUUGAGAACUUAUUUACAAGAAGGUCAAGUGGCUUAAGGUAUUGUCACUCAGAUCCUUACCCUUCUUCUUCUACUUCAACUUCUGCUGAAAAAAUGGGAGAUUCAGAUUCGGAGAAGGUUCUAGAAGCUUCCACAGGACGAUCUUUGAUCAGGGCAUCUUCUAUAGAUAGUAGAGAAGGCGGAUCUCAGAAGAAGCUGACGAGGCAGUUCUCUGAAAAGAUUAGGGUUCAAGAACCGAGACAAGUUGGGUCUUCCUUGCAGAAGAAGGAACAUGUAGUUCUUCCUAAAUCUGGAUCUUGUUCGGCUCCGGGGAAGAUUCAAGAAGCUUCCAAGAAAAGGGAUUUGAUCCGGACACCUUCUUUGCCGCCUCACAUAGAAAAAAGAGAGAUGGACCGUGAGGCGAAGAGGAUGAUCAAUAAGCAGACAAGGCAGUUCUCUGAGAAGAUUAGGGUUCUAGAACCAAUGAGGCCUGGUGAGCAUUUCUUGCAGAAGAAGGAAACUAUUGUUCGAGACAAAGGGAUUAGUGAAAGUUGUAGAAGGAACAAAACAGGAAGUAAUAGUAGUUAUAGUAGUGUCAAGAUUAGUUUGCAAAGAACGCAAACGAUGCCAAAUAGCAUCAGAAGAGAAGAAGAUAACGAGAUAGACGAGUUUGAAGAUCAAGAAAGCGACUCAAGAAUGGGAUUUUUGAUCCGUGAAGCCCUCGCUAGCUCACAUAAUGUUCCAAAGGUUUCAAACAAUCAAAGGCAGAGACCACCAAGAAGCUUGAGAUUAGAAGACACUGUUAUGGUCAAACAAGGUGGCUCAAGUCCCAAAACGCUGCGUAAAACGUUAAGCAGCGUAGAAACAACCAAAGAGAUUCAAAGGCUGAAAGGUUAUGACCAACUGGUCGAGCCACGUGUCACAAGCGGACUAGCUACACCACCUAGGGUUCCAAAGGAUUCAAGUAAAGAAAUGAAGGAUCAGAUCAAGUUUUGGGCUCGAGCCGUAGCUACUAAUGUCCGACAAGAGUGCUAAGAUUUUUCUUACACUAAUUAACUGUGUUUCUUUGUGACACUAUUCCGUACAUAUGAUUCUUAUCUUGAACUCUUUUGUUUGUUUUUUUUUUCUGAUCCUCCUGAAAUAAUGAGAUUCCUCUGUU
Messenger RNA from Arabidopsis arenosa, 1252 nucleotides. NCBI's taxonomy places the organism in Eukaryota, Viridiplantae, Streptophyta, Magnoliopsida, Brassicales, Brassicaceae. The record is from the annotation of a GenBank genome assembly.